UACAGACAGACAGUACAGACUUCAGGAUUAAAAAUAUAUGACAAUUAAUUUUAUUCACCGUACCGUCUUCUUGGCUUCUGUAAUAAUACAAAAUUACGAUUUUUUUAAUGUAGACUUCAUAGAUCACACAAUUUAAGUGAUUGCAUAACAUGGCCGGAUAACCUACUGUUUAAAUAUGAAUUAUUCAAAUAUUAGUGUUGUUAUGAAUGGGUGUAUGAAAUUGGACCGUGGUAUAAGACAAACACUUUUAGAUUCAUAUAAUCGAAGUCAUGUUAUAAUAGUAAAAAACGACCGAAGUUUCGUUCCGAAGAUCCAAGUGCGUUCUUUUAGAAAUUCACAUUAUGCAAAUCAAUCCCAUAAGGAUGGCAUAACGGCUCUGCCUUCGCCUCAAGAAGUUACAAUUACUUUGCGUAAAAAUGAAUUCAACAAGGAGUUUACAUAUGGUGCCAUAAAGUCCUAUGACUCUAACCAGUUGGCUUCCAAUGAUCCCAUAGAAGACACAAGAUGCGAGGCGCAAUGUAAAUUAACACCAGGAUUCUUAAUGGGAGUGUUUGAUGGCCAUGGUGGCCCUGCAUGUGCUCAAGUUAUAUCAAAGAGAAUGAUGAAAUAUAUUGCUGCUAGUCUACUGCCAUCCCAUGUUUUAGAAAAUGUGAAGAACCAAGAAGAAACAGAUAAUUUAAUAGAAACAUUUAAUGAUAAGGCGGAUAUAGUGCAGGAUCUAAAGUUCAUAUACGAUAACAGUUUCCGACAUUACCUAUCAGAACUGUCGGAAUUUCACAAACAAGAAUUAGACGUUAAAUCUGCGUUAGAGAAAAGUAUACUUCAAAUGGAUGAUGAUAUAUCAAAAGAAGUUUUAGAACCGUACGCCGCUGAUGGAACGUUAAAUCAUAAGACCUUAUCGGUUGCUUUAUCCGGAGCAGUUGCGUGUAUUGCGUAUAUAGACGGACCUCAUUUGUACGUGGCCAACGUCGGCGACUGCAAUGCUGUUUUAGGCACAAUGACCGAAGAGAACGAAUGGAUUUCAAAGAAGAUUACCAAAGAACAUAACUCGGAAAACUUUGAUGAACUCAAGAGGAUAUGGAGUGAGCACCCGGAGAGCGAAAGGAAAACUGUGAUAAGAAGAGACAGACUUCUAGGCGAACUUGCGCCGUUGCGAAGUUUGGGGGACUUCAGAUACAAAUGGCCGGCAGAAAUCCUAUCAAAAGUUGCCGUGCCUUUGAUCGGGCAAAGAGCAAUACCGGCCAAUUACCACACACCGCCAUAUCUAACUGCCAAACCCGAUAUUUACUAUCACAGACUCACGCCAAAGGACAAGUUUUUAAUAAUCGCCUCAGAUGGCCUUUGGGAUAUGAUGACGCCGCUGCAAUCCGUGAAAUUGGUCGGGGAACACAUGAAGGGCAAAGUUUUCUUCAACCCCCUGAAAUUGCCGAGGAAGAAUAUACAACUGGGCGAUAUAAAUGAAUUGUUAUUGCACAGAAAGGAAAGUCUGAAGAGCAAGCCAAAGGAUAGAAAUGCGGCCACGCACCUCAUACGGCACGCGAUCGGCGGGACAGAAUAUGGCGUGGAUCAUGCUAGACUAGCUCACUUACUCAGUCUGUCCCCCGACGUGAGUAGGAUGUUUAGAGACGAUAUCACGGUAACGGUAAUAUAUUUCGACUCUGAGUACUUAAGACAAUGUCCGGCAUAAUUGUUUAUUGUUGUGAUGUUAAAUUUGGUGCCUUUUUUAUGUUUAUGCUAUUCGAUUUAUAAUUUAAUUCAUGAAUGUUCCUAGUUUCGCGUGUAUUUGUGUAGUUUGCUCGAGGAUGUUUAGUAAAAUCGCGUAUUUAUUAUGUUUGAAUGUUCUGCGUAAUUAUUGAUGAUUUUUAAUUUCCGUUAUGUGAGAUUACAUUGAUCGCUUUAAUAGUUUAUUUCAACUAGCUUUAUUUUAAUUAAAAUUAUUUGAAAAUAAAACAUUGAUACAAAAUAAGUGAUAAUUCGCAUUACUUUAUAUUAUUUAAGAUAUUGUUUUUAAUAUUGGAGAUAUUUUUGAUUUUGUUAUUUAUUUCGUGAAAAUUUUAAUGGAUAAUAAAGGAUUAAUACGUCCAAUCUGUUUCAGUUGAUUGCGUAAUUUAAUUUAUAUUUGAAAUAUUUUAUUAUGUAUCAAUGGAUUCAAGCAAUCACACUACUGUAUAAACACACGUACGUAAUAUAAAUUAAAGCUGGGUUUUAAUUUAGUAGUUUUAGGCUUAUACAAGUGAUUUGAGAGGAUCUUGUAAAGUAAAUUGUGAUUAUUGAUAUGGUACAAAUAUCGUCUUACAUUUUCAUAAGUCUUAGAAGGUGAAGAAAACUUUUUGAGUCUUUUGGGUGGGUCUCCACGGGGACCCAGGGCGACGAAUGAUGAUGCCGUGGUAUAUGUAUGCGUAACACUUUGUUCUGCUUGCCCAUUGACUCAUUUAAUGUAUAGUAGUUUAUUAAUCGUAGUUCAUUCGCUUUCAAAAUAUUUACCCGAAUAAAAUAAAGGCUACUACAUCUUUUUUUAGGUUUUAAUUUUCUUUGCAAAUGAUUCAAGAAGAUUACAUCAAAUUAUGAUUCUAUAAAUUUGAAAUCUUUUUUGUGACUUAUUUAUAGGUAAAAGAUAAUAAUCUUGUUUACAUUAAAUCAUUAUGAGAAUAACAAUAUGUCUAAUAUAAAUAUGAGAAAAUGUUAGAUCAUUGUCCUGAUUCAUCAUUCAUCUUGUACCUGAUUUUCUAACCGGUUCUUCUAGACUCCAAUAUUCUAAAUCUGUGUAAUUAUAAUAAUGCAAUUCUUAGCGCUUAUAGUUAUCAAUAUUCUCAUAUUUAUGUCUCAUCUGUUCUUAAAAAGAAUCACCCAGUACAGGGUUUAUCUGCGUUAUUAUGAUGUUAAGUAAUCAUUCAAAAAUGCAAAUGUAGAAGCAUUUAGCGUUUCUGCACUGUGAAUAAUGCACAAAAAUGUAAAAAAGUGGUGGCAUAAAACGAUACCAUUUUUGUACAUUUAUAUUUGCCAGAAGUUAGCGAUAGUUGUAUACCUUAAAUUUAUAAAGCUAAAACAAUAAUCUAUUAGAAUUUAUUGUAAGAAAGCUGUAAGGUUGUAAGUUAUGAUUGUCAAAGGGGUAGAUAACGAGAACAGGCCGACGAUGGAUCCAUAACUGAUUUUCUUCCGUACCGAUAUAUGUCGUAUUUAUUUAUUUUCGGCGAUUUUAUAGUAGGAGACGACUGACUGGGAUGAGCUACUGAAUUAAGACAAAAUUAUGUUGUCAGCAAAGUGUAGCCAAUCACGCUGUUACAAUGUUAUCCGUAGUUACGUAGGCGGAUUUGAGAUCAACAUGAAAAUUGGUUUUUAUUUACAUUUUCUUUCCGUCAAAAUGUACUUUCGUUUCGUUAAUCUAAUAAAGUAUGUAUUAAUAAUAGCGAUCUUGAUAAAAUGUAUAAACAUAAUUAAAUGUCAAUUCUUUAAUACAAACCGAUAAUAUUUGUAUAUCUUAUAAGUAGAUCUAAUUGUAGGACAUUCCCAUAUGUUACAAUGUCUAUUUAAAUACCUAAAUAUUAACACUAUAUACUAGUAUGUGCGCAGUAAAACAUACAGUCAACUUGAUUUGUAGAAAAGCUGAAAAGUCUAGAAAAUGUCACGGUUGUCAAAACGUAUAGUCAUUUAUGGUCGUUCAGACCUUUUUAAGGCGACAUGACGAUUUACAAUCUCUCACAGCAGAAGUAUGUACCAUUUUUGCGAUGUAAUUGCAUAUAACUUUAGACACUUAUUUUAUAAUAUUAGAUACAAACUUGCACGCGAAAGCCCCUAUAGUGUCCCGAGUUGCUAACAACAUGUAACUCAGGCUUGUUCCCCCACUUGCCCCUCACGAUUGACCUGUCUAUCUUCGUUAAAUGACUAGAAUAUUAGACUGUGAUACGACUGGUGUCAAUCAAUAAUGAUAAUAUUUACUACCUACUGGUGUAUAAGGUUAUGAUCCCAUAAUGUAAUAUUGGGCAAAAAUGUCUCGCUCAAAUAUAGGACUGUAUAAUUAAUAUAGCAUAUAAUCGGAGAAGAUCUAUGUGUACAAGUGUGUUAUUUGAGUAGCUCCAAGAUAUUUCUGGUACGUGAAAUUUAUGUAAAUAUCAAUUUUCUCGAUUUAUAUCAACAUUAAUGUCAACUUUGGUGUCUAUAUACAUUUUUAUCUACGUCCAUAACUUAUAUUAGUCUUGUAUAUUUAGAACGAAUAGCGCAUCUUGAAAACUAUCAAUUAUCACUAGACUGCGAUCCGAAUUUCUAUUCGCAAUCUUCAGAUAUUGUUGAGGGCAUAUUUUGCCCAACAACAUCACGUUUGGAUUGUUUAGAGAUCCCAGUAGUUUAUAAUAUCGAUACUAUAUACGUGUGUAAUUUCUAUAUGUACUUUCUACCUGAGGGUAUGCUAUGAUGGUUCUAAAGCAGGACUAAUUCCAGCGUGUGAAAGUAAUGGCCCUAGACGACCUAUAUAGCUCUGGUUUUUCUCACACUGGAAUUGCACCUGCUCUAAGACGUCAUAGUUACUAACCUGGACGUACGAAAAUUACUAUAAUAACAAUUUUUCUAGAACAUUUUUAUCGUACAAUGUAUAUGUGUGGCCUUUUUUCGGGUCUGAUUGUUUAAGAACUGAUGAUUGUACUACAUCGUAUUUUAUACUAGCGGUACGCCCCGGCUUCGCCCGUGGUUUAUGUAACACUCGGGCAUCAAUUUUUGAAUCUGUCCAGGAGUUCCUGAUAUUAGCGCGUUCAAACAAACAAAUCAACCCUUCAGCUUUAUAUAAUAAGUAUUGAUAAGCAGUUCUGCAUAAAACUUAUUUCCAUUUAAAUAUUCAUAAUAAAUAAUGUGAUAUAGGAAUGGUAUAUAUUUACUUGUAUUAAAACGGAAAGUUUUAAAAUAUUACAUUACAAUGCGAUAUUGUUACUGAAAGGCUUAAAACCAAAUGGAUGUUUGAAAGUUACUUUGUUAAAAAAAAAUUAGUUCUGUUUUUAUUAUACAUAACAAUAACAAUAUAUUUUUUAUAAAUUCUGUAAUUGAUGUGUAAUUCCGUAUCUUUUUCACAAAAUCAGGUAUCAGGUUUUGCUUUGUGUAGGAUACAGUAGAUGUGCAAAUAAAUAUAUUUUUACCCUCUUAUUUAAUUUUGUCUUUGUAGCACUGGAUAUUUAUGAUGUUCUACAAUAGUACUGUAACUUGUGAUGUUUCUAAAGCUACGGAAAGGUUAUUGCCAGAAUGGCAAUACGAGAAGCAGGUAAUUGCCCGACUCGUGUGGGCGAGCGAGCGAGAUGUAAUGUUUUUUACGCGUGAGAGUGAAAGAGAUAAACCCGGCUGUUGGCGUUAAGAAACAUUUAAUAAUGUAUAUCCAGUGUAAGCUUUUGGUACUCUAUUAAUUGUGACCGUUAAAAUUAAACGACUACACAAGAAUUAUUGUAAGCUGAAUCAUCAUGAAAUUCGGUUUAUAUUUAUUUCUUACUGCCUUUACAGUUUGUUCAAAUAAUUAUUGAUUUUUGUCACGUAUAGUCGCAACAAAAUAGACGACAUAUAUCUAUGUUUUAAUCCCAUUUGUAAAUUAAUAAAUGAUUUUACCUACCUCAA
This is a messenger RNA of Zerene cesonia (dogface butterfly), 5586 nucleotides long. It is a transcript of the gene Pdp, whose product is annotated as pyruvate dehydrogenase [acetyl-transferring]-phosphatase 1, mitochondrial. Gene Ontology annotation, biological process: protein dephosphorylation. Lineage: Eukaryota; Metazoa; Arthropoda; Insecta; Lepidoptera; Pieridae. The record is from RefSeq and is a predicted model, not a curated record. The transcript has 4 exons. Bases 176 to 1687 code for a protein of 503 amino acids. Gene Ontology annotation, molecular function: cation binding; protein serine/threonine phosphatase activity.